This is a messenger RNA of Dermatophagoides pteronyssinus (European house dust mite), 1838 nucleotides long. RefSeq lists its product as uncharacterized. NCBI's taxonomy places the organism in Eukaryota, Metazoa, Arthropoda, Arachnida, Sarcoptiformes, Pyroglyphidae. The record is from RefSeq and is a predicted model, not a curated record.
AAAAUCAAAAAAAUGAAAAAUUUCAUCAAAAAUGUUAAUAAUGUUAUUUAAAUGAAGAAUUUUCGCUAUAAAUUACAAAAAUGAUUGGUACUUUGGAAAUUGGUAGCUAUUUUUGGACAUUAAUCAUCUAUACAAUAUCAUUGUUAAUAUCGUUAAUAUUUAUCACUGUUUGUUGUGUUUGUAAUCCAAAAUCCAAACAUUAUUUUCAACAAAAACAUAUUCUAUCAAAUGAAUUUAAUGCCAAUAAUAAAAAUGAUGAUAAUGUUGAUGGUGAUGGUGGUGGCCAAAUUAUCGAUCGAAGCAAUCAUCAGGUAACAUCUUCACCAUCACCACAUCGAAUAAUCACCAAUCAAGAUGAUAUGGUGAUUUUAAAUUCAUCAACAACUACGAUCAAACAACCAUUAUCAUUAAAUCGAGCUUUACCAGACAUUCCACAACAAUCGAUUAAAUCGAAUGAUAAUAAUGAUGCACAAAAUAAACAAACAUCUUCAUCAUCAUCGACAGCGGCUGCAGCUAAUUCAUCAACUGUCAAUGUUGAAAUCAAUGAUAAAUCCUGCAGUAAUGAUAAUCAUCAACAUUCAAAUAUUGAUGAUAAAAAUUUGGAUGAUAAUCAUGAAGAUCAUGCAUAUGCUCGUAUACGGAAUUUAAUAACAACAACAGAUUCUUCUACGGAUACUGAUAAUGAUUAUUCGGAUCCAAAUUCGAUUGUUGUUGUACAGAAUCCACCACCACCAUUAACACCAAAUCAUUCUCGUGCCGACCAUGAACUGCCUAUUUCACCAUCUGAUCGUAUGAUAAGAUCAUCGGAAAAUGUUGAUGAAAUUAUGUUACUGAAUAAUCAUCAUAAUCAAAUGAUCGAACCAAAACGUGAAAUUUCCUACAAUACAAUAUCGGUUCGUGAACCAUUAGCUAAAGUUUUAGCUGAAAGAGAAAAUCAUAAUAAUCUGAAUAAUUUGAAUCUGGAACAUCAUUAUAAUGAAGUUGAAGAUGUUGAUUGUAUGGAAAGAUUAUCAUCAUUUUAUGAAGAAAUUAAUAGUGAUAAUAGUUCAGCAACUUAUUCAAAAAUUAAUGAAACAUUACCACCAUCAUCGUCAACAAUUGCUCAAAAUAACCAUUGUCAGCCUUCAACGUCUAACAGCGAAAUGAUGGUGAAUGAAAAUUCAGCAAACAAUCUGCCUUUAUAUGCAUUUGUCGAUAAAAAAAGUAAAAAAUUUCAAAAUAAUAAUGAUUCGAAUACAGGAGAUGCUACGAAUGUUUUUAUCGAUAAUCUUUAUACAAAAGUAAUGAAACCAAAAAAAGAAAAUCAUUCUGCAUUGCAACGAUAUUCGCAACCACCCCCGCCGCCACCACCAUUACCUCCUCCAUUGAAUAAAGAUCAUCAACAACAACAACAUAGGAAUACAAUAAUAUUUGUUGAUGCGAUACCUUCAACAUCAUCAUAUUUAUCAUCAAAUGAACAACAACAACAAAUAAUGAUGAAUGAUGAUGAAAAAGAUCCCGGUUAUGAAACAGUUUAUAAAGAAAUUAAUCAAAAUCAUCAUAAUGAUCAUGGUCAUCAUUCGAACGUUAAUGAAAUUGAUUAUGGUUAUGAAGCAAUACAAAAUGAUCCUGCAUAUGAAAUUGUUUCAUCAUCAUCAACAAUGACAACAACAACAGGUUUAGAUAAUGGUUAUGAAAUUAUAAAGAAUCAUAAUAAUUAUUAUCAUUAUCAUCGUUUUAAUAAUAAUGAUAAUGAUGAUGAUCAAAUUGAUGAACAAUCAGAUCCAAAUUAUGAAAUUAUUUCGAAUAUAAAAUCAACAACAACAACUGAAUUCUCAUUCGAUUUGAUAAUUGAUUGA